GUGGCAUACUUGCAAGUUGUAAGACGUAAAGUGAAGUGAUGCCCUUUUUGUAUUAAAAUUGUUAAUUUUUGUUAUUAAAUUCUUCAAUUGUAUGGUAAAAUGAAUUCACAAUUCUUGCCACCUCAACAAUUUGGGGGUCCUCAACAGAAUUUUCCACCCAACCAAUUAUCACCGCUGUCUGGAGCAGUGUUCCAAAGUGUACCACUUGGAUCUAAACCAGUUCAAUUACAAGGUGGACCACCCCAGAAUAUACUGCCACCUUCUCACAUUCCGCCAAGUAGCACGCCAGAAGGAAAUCUCUCUCAUCUCGGAAACAUCCCACCUCUCGGAUCAAAUACUCAAAUCCCAACAGGACAGUUUCCACCUAAUGUAGGACCUCCAACUAGUGGCGGUGGUAGACUACCAAUUCCACCAAAUCAGUUGCCACGUUCACAAGAUCAGAGGAACACUAAUACUCCUCAAACAAAUCCAUUUCACCCUCCCACUUCUAUAGGACAGAAUCUAACGCCCUCUAAUCAACAGAAUGGGCAACCUCCAUAUUCAAAUUCCCCACAGCAGUUUCAGAAUGGACCUUCGACAGGUCCUACUCUGAAUCAAGAAAAUAAACCACCAAUGGUGGGACUUACGCAAGCCAAUAAUCAAUAUCAAAAUGUGCCGCCACCUAGAGUAGGCUCAAAUCCGCCGAGUCAGUUCCCUCAGCCAAACAAUCAAGGCCAAUUUGGCGGUCCACCGACUGGUCCAAAUGCACCUCCCAAUCAAUAUAGUCAACCCCCUCUUCAAGGCCCACCAACAGGACAAAACUUUUAUUCAUCACAGCCUCCUGUUGGGGGUCCUCCAAAACCAGGCCAACCCAUGCAAGCCCCACUAGGACAAACUCAAAGGCCAAAUCAGCCACCAAUACUGGGUCAUCAGUCAGCACCAAGUCAGUUCCCACCUGGUCAGCCUUCACUGUCGGGCCAACUACCAUUACCGGGACAAUCGCCAAUGCAAAGUCAACAGCCUAUGCCUGGCCAACCACCAAUGUUAGGUCAACCACCAAUGCCGGGCCAACCGCCAGUACCUGGUCAGCCAUUAAUGAACCAACCUCCACAGUUUAACGGUACAAAUCAGAUGCGAGGAGGUCCAAGACAAUAUCCCGCAGGGGGUAUGAAGGAUAAUGGUCCACACAUGCCGCCACCAAUUCCUGGCCAACCGCCAGUUCCCGGGCAACCGUCGAUGAUAGGUCAACCACCAUUACCAGGUCAACCCCCUAUACCUGGGCAGCCGCAAAUGGGUCAGCCUCCGCAAUUUAAUGGUACAAAUCAACUGGUUAAUCAAAUGCAAGGCAUGAAUGUGGGCGGGCCGAGACAGUAUCCGCCGGGAGCCAAAGACAAUGGUCCCCAUAUGCCUCCACCAAUUAUUCAACCGGGUUAUGGACCUGGGCAGCAAAUUAGGGGACCCCAAGGACCUGGUUAUCCGCCUAUGCCCGGACAGGGGGUUAUACCCGGGCAGGGACCUGUGCCUAGCGGACCGGGUGGUUAUCCCCAACCUAAUUAUCAGCAACAACAGCAACAGCAGAAUCGUAGAUUAGAUCCUGAUCAAAUGCCGAGUCCGAUCCAAGUGACACAAGAUGACCAGCAAAACAGAUCAGGUGUCUUUGUUACUAAUCAAAAGGGUCUUGUUCCGCCGUUGGUAACUACCAAAUUUGUUGUACAAGACCAAGGAAAUGCCAGCCCUCGCUAUAUACGAUCUACGAUGUAUAAUGUACCCAUUUCACAAGACAUUAUUAAACAAACCGCAGUUCCAUUCAGCUUAGUAAUUAGUCCGAUGACGAGGACUAUUGACGGAGAGUAUCCUCCGCCGAUCGUAAAUUUUGGAGAAUUAGGACCCAUCCGUUGUAUAAGAUGUAAAGCUUAUAUGUGCCCUUACAUGCAAUUUAUUGAUUCGGGAAGGAGGUUCCAAUGUCUCUUUUGCAGAGUUACCACCGACGUUCCAGCGGAGUACUUCCAGCACUUGGACCACACGGGUCAAAGGAUGGAUCGUUACGAACGUCCCGAAUUGGUGUUGGGCACCUACGAAUUCGUGGCCACGGCGGAUUACUGCCGGAACAACACGCUGCCUAAACCGCCGGCGGUAGUCUUCGUGAUCGACGUGUCUUACAACAACGUUAAGUCUGGUUUAGUCAACCUGCUCUGUUCCCAAAUGAAAGAGAUUAUACAAAAUUUACCGGUGGACCAGGGGCAGGAGAAAAGCAAUAUGAGAGUCGGCUUCAUCACCUACAACAGCUCCGUGCAUUUUUAUAACAUCAAAGGGACUUUGGCUGCGCCCCAGAUGAUGGUAGUCGGGGACGUACAAGAAAUGUUUAUGCCGCUCUUGGACGGGUUUCUUUGUACUCCGGAGGAAUCUGGACCGGUUAUCGACGCUCUUAUGGAACAGAUACCAGCAAUGUUCGGAGAUACGAGGGAAACUGAAACAGUAUUGUUGCCGGCUAUUCAGGCCGGACUGGAAGCCUUAAAGGCGUCGGAAUGCAACGGAAAGCUAAUGGUGUUCCACUCCACACUGCCGACAGCGGAAGCGCCUGGAAAAUUGAAAAACAGGGACGAUCGUAAGCUGCUCGGUACAGAGAAAGAAAGGACCAUUCUAACUCCUCAGACGCAAGCUUACAACCAGUUGGGUCAGGACUGCGUAGCAGUGGGCUGUUCGGUGGACUUAUUUAUUUUCAACAAUGCGUACAUAGAUCUCGCAAGUAUAGGCCAGGUGGCCAGGUUGACUGGCGGUGAAAUAUUCAAGUACACGUACUUCCAAGCUGACAUAGACGGCGAGAGGCUGAUAAAUGACGUUAUAACGGAUAUAAGCAGACCGAUAGCGUUCGACGCUAUCAUGAGGGUGAGGACCUCGACCGGCGUCAGGCCGACUGACUUUUAUGGACAUUUCUACAUGUCUAAUACCACUGACAUGGAAUUGGCAUCUAUUGAUUGCGAUAAGGCAGUCGCCGUUGAAAUAAAAUAUGACGACAAACUAUCGGAAGAGGAAGGUGUGUACAUCCAAGUAGCCCUACUGUACACGUCCUGUUCCGGCCAAAGGAGGCUACGGAUAAUAAACCUCUCCCUGAAAACGUGCUCGCAAAUGGCGGACCUUUACCGCAGCUGCGACCUCGAUACCAUAAUAAACUUCAUCAGCAAACAGGCCGUCUACAAGCUCCUGGAUAACAAUCCCAAGGCCGUCAAAGACAACAUCGUGAAUAGGGCAGCUCAGAUCUUGGCCACUUACAGGAAGAACUGUGCAAGCCCUAGUAGCGCCGGACAGUUGAUCCUUCCCGAAUGCAUGAAACUGCUUCCGCUUUACGUCAACUGUCUAUUGAAGAGCGAUGCCAUAUCCGGAGGUUCAGAUAUGACCAUAGACGACAGGUCGUUUGUCAUGCAAGUGGUCAUGAUAAUGGACGUCCCGACCUCUGUGAAUUUCUUCUAUCCUAGACUCAUUCCCCUCCACGACUUGGAUGUUUCGCAGGAACCCGUCGAGCUCCCGUCCUCGAUUCGCUGCACCAUUGAGAAAAUGAACGAGCAGGGAGUGUACAUCUUGGAGAAUGGUAUCCACAUGUUCCUCUGGUUCGGUUUAGGGGUCAACCCGGAGUUCACUCAGAAAGUAUUUGGCGCUCCGUCCGCCAUUCAAGUCGAUUUGGAACGGAACGGGUUGCCGGAGUUAGACAAUCCUCUGUCGAUAGCUGUUAGGUCCAUAAUUGAUUCUAUAAGGAUACAAAGGCAUAGGUGUAUGAGGUUAACAAUAGUAAGGCAAAGGGAAAAAUUAGAGCCCGUGUUCAAGCAUUUCCUGGUAGAGGAUCGUGGAAACGACGGAUCUCCCAGUUACGUAGAUUUCUUAUGUCAUAUGCACAAAGAAAUACGAACCUUACUGAGCUAGCAGAAGAACAGGUAUUAAUCACGAGUGCGUCGGUGAAAAUAUGGAAUUUGUACUCUAACUUUUCCAUUUUAUUAUAUGCAUUAUGUAAGUUAUAUAAAUAUAUUUUAUCAAUCUAUGUUACUGGUUUAUAUACUUAGGUUGUUAUAAAACAAAUUCACCCUCCGAGGAAUCAUUUUAUUUAUGAUCUGCUUUACGUGAAGAAACGUUUGGAGUACAAAUUUUGAAGAGUGUGAAUUGGUUUUAGCCAGACGGAAAUGCAAUUACUAUCUUUAAUUAUUUUGUAUGUAUAUUUUAGUGGUGCCCUUUUUGAAACGGUAAAUAUAAAAUUAUGUAAUAUACAAGCGACUAAUAAAUAGUAAUAAGUAAA
This is a messenger RNA of Anoplophora glabripennis (Asian longhorned beetle), 4261 nucleotides long. Its product is annotated as protein transport protein Sec24C. Gene Ontology annotation, cellular component: endoplasmic reticulum exit site; COPII vesicle coat. Gene Ontology annotation, biological process: endoplasmic reticulum to Golgi vesicle-mediated transport; intracellular protein transport; COPII-coated vesicle cargo loading. Gene Ontology annotation, molecular function: SNARE binding; zinc ion binding. The transcript has 12 exons. Lineage: Eukaryota; Metazoa; Arthropoda; Insecta; Coleoptera; Cerambycidae. The record is from RefSeq and is a predicted model, not a curated record. Bases 100 to 3894 code for a protein of 1264 amino acids.